Molecule: messenger RNA, 1502 nt
Organism: Rosa rugosa (rugosa rose)
Lineage: Eukaryota; Viridiplantae; Streptophyta; Magnoliopsida; Rosales; Rosaceae
Exons: 2
Coding region: 108-1172 (354 amino acids)
Source: RefSeq, a predicted model, not a curated record
UUUAUAUAUUUCACUCUCUCUGUCUCUCUCUGGUCCCAAAGCCCCCCACCCUCUCUCAAACACAAAGCUGUCGCCGGAAAAGGUAAGAUUCCGACCACCCGCUAGAAAUGUCGACGAGUUGGAGCAACAACUGGUUACUCUCUCUCAAGAUCGUGCUGAUCUCCACCGGCGUCGUCUCCAUGGCCGUCGCACUGAAGCUCUCGGUUCCGGUGGCCGCGGACCUCGUCGCCUCGCAACUACCUUCCUUAUGGAGCUCUCUGCUCUCUUGGCUCACACCUCCUUACCUCUACAUCCUCAUCAACUGCAUCAUCAUCAGCAUCGUCGCCUCCUCCAAGCUCCAUAAUCCAAAAUCCGAAGAUACUCACGAUUCCGAAACUAUUCCGCCGCCGGCGGAGAUGGUAGCCGUCCCUCCGGUGACGACGGUCAAGAUCCCCGCCGCGGAAGUGAGGCCUGAGUACACAGCCUACAACGGCGUCGCUCUGAGCGAGUACGGUUACGAUUCCAAUGUGUUGCCGGAGGUUUCCGAUUCGUACGGAGAUGCAGCGGCGGUUGAGACCGUUGAGGAUUUGAACGCGGAGCCGGAGAAGGAGGAGAGCGAGGUUCUUAACGUCGGUGAUGACACCGCCGCCGCCGCCGCAUCCAGGCCUGCACGGAGUGGUUUGCAGAGGAAGGAUUCCAUGGAGUUUUGGUUGAAUGAGAACCAGAGGCCACCGGUUUCUGCUAGAUUCGCUCACAGAAAAGCUAGUCCUGAAGGAGGGAGGUCGUUGGGAGUGUCGAAGCCGAAGAGGCACGACACGCUGGAGAGCACGUGGAAGACGAUAACGGACGGCCGGUCGGUGCCGUUAACGAGGCACUUGAAGAAGUCCGACACGUGGGAGCGGCGAAUGGACCAGAAUACCCCUCCCGCUAACAACAAUACGAUGAACAAGUCGGAGACGUUCCACGAGCGGAGCAGGACGACUGCGACCGGGUCGCCGGUGAGACAGUCGCCCGGGUCGUCGGGGGCCCGGCUGAGGAAGGAACCGUCGCUGAGUCAGGACGAGUUGAACCGGCGGGUGGAGGCGUUCAUCAACAAGUUUAACGAGGAGAUGAGGCUGCAGAGGCAGGAGUCGUUGAACCAGUACCAGGAGAUGGUCGGCCGUGGGGCCCAGGCGGCGCCGUUAGCUCACUAGGUUUAGACUUUAGAGAGAGCUGUUUUGGUCGCUUUACUAUAUAUAUAUCUAUCGCCAAAAAGUUUGUUUAGGGUGUAGUGAACAAAAACGAUCAUGUUCAUAGUUUAUCGCGUUUGCUUUGUUUUGCCAAUGUCCAUUGUUUUUUCCUCUCGAGAGGGAUGAAGGCAAUUGUAGUUGUAGGAACUAUAAUAUGCUUGAGAGAGUACAAGUUUAUAAUCAAAGAGAGAAAUGUUACUCCCUAGAUAAUCUUUGUGUUACAAGAUUAACACCUUCUGUUUGUAAGAUACUCAAAAUCCAAUAACGAGUAAUUAAGGGCUUGUUUAUACUUCA